Numida meleagris (helmeted guineafowl) is the source of this 5186-nucleotide messenger RNA. RefSeq names its product slingshot protein phosphatase 1 (gene SSH1). The coding region runs from base 1953 to 5186 and encodes 1077 amino acids. The transcript is spliced from 15 exons. Gene Ontology annotation, molecular function: actin binding; protein tyrosine/serine/threonine phosphatase activity. Gene Ontology annotation, cellular component: cytoplasm. Lineage: Eukaryota; Metazoa; Chordata; Aves; Galliformes; Numididae. The record is from RefSeq and is a predicted model, not a curated record. Gene Ontology annotation, biological process: negative regulation of actin filament polymerization; actin cytoskeleton organization; protein dephosphorylation.
UCGGGCGAGGCCUCCGCAGGGCCCGGCCGGCUCGGGGGGUUCACCCCGCCCCGCUAUGGGCCGGUUCUCGCUGCUGAUUCCGCUGCCAUCACCGCCGCCCCCCGCUGCCGCCUUCUGUACCCCCACCCGUCCCCUUCUCCCUUCUUUCUCUUUGGUGACCCCCAAAAAGCUGUUCCUCUCCCUCGCCCCCCCCCUUCUCCUCGCUGCCCUUGGCCCCGCAGGUGCGCAAUCCUAUUUGUCACCUGUCAGGGCCCGCUGGCCCCCGAUUAGCUGCUCUCGGGGAUGAGCUCCGUGUGGUGGUUGGGUCCUGGAGCUGGGGAACAUGGGGAUGGUGCUUGCACCCUUCAGAAGGAGCGUGUUGGGUGCUGGCAUGGAUCCUGCAGCUCAGAGCUGCAGAAGGGGACAAAGCAGUGUGGUCUGAAGAAGAAGAGGCUCAGGGGAGAGCAAGAGCUCAUCGCUCCCUACAACUCCUGAAAGGAGCUUGUGGGGUGGGGGAUCGGCCUCUGCUCCCAGGUAACAGCGAUAGGAUGAGAGGUGAUGCAUUGCAUCAGGGGAGGGUCGGGUUGGAUACUGGGUGAAACUGCUCUGAAAGAGGGGUGAUGCACUGGCACAAGCUGCCCAGGCAUGUGGUGGGAUCACUGUCCCUGGAGGCAUCCAAAGAACGUGGAGAUUUAGCACUGGGAGAUGUGGUCAGUGGGCAUGGCAGGGGUGGGCUGAUGCUGGACUUGGUGGUCUUACAGGUCUUUUUCAGCCUUCGUGAUUCUAUGAAAACCUGUUGACCAUCUGAUCUCCCCAAAUGGCUACCACCAGGUGCAGCCAGUGCAGUCGGGCUGGGUUUAACUGGGAAGGAGAGUCCAGGUGGGCCGCUCCCUUCCUGCCCACACACACCUGGGUCAGGCCUCAUGCUGUGCAGCUCGGUGCCCACCUCUGGUUUGUCAGUGGGGUAAUCCUACUUCCCCCCAGUUUCCCACCAAACUUGCCUCCUGGUUGUGCUUUGGUGACUCUCAGGGGAGUCAUUCCCUGUUCCAUGUGAGUGCUCCCUCCUGGCAUGCAGCCUCAUAGAGCUACAAACCAUCAGAAUUCAGCCUGGUAGCCGAUUUCAAAGGAAAAAUCCCUCCAAAGAGUGUCUGAUUUCUACUCCUUCUCCCAAGGAUGGAUUUGCAGGCUCUGCAGGGUUUUUAGCCUAUGGUGAAUAAUUACUAGAAGAUAUAUAUUUUUUUAAAUGGAAAAUGAUGACCAAAUAUUCUUGCUAAUUGUGAGUAAGCUGCUGCAGCCUCUCCUAACUUCUCAGCCUGAAGGAAUGCAGGAAAUGGAUGCUGCUGCCUGCACGAGGCUCGCUGUCGUAACACACCAUAAAUCCGUAGGGGUGAUCCAUCCGAGUAGUGAUGGCAUCAUGAUGUGUGUCCUGGCCGUGCUGCUUCCUCCAUGCCCCUUGUGAGUAAUGCCUUGGAACUUGGAGGGAUGCUCUGCCCCGAUGCUACCCGUGCUGUGCUCCUCUCUUCCAUUGUUUCUUUUCUGCGGCAAGGAAAGCGGACUCGAAACCAAGUCAGCAGCUGCAAAAGCUGAUCCCAGAGCGGCUCUAGGACCCGGCUCUGCUGCUGAACCUCAGUUGGGAUUUCACAGCCCUGCUUGUUUAAAAAACGUCACUCUCCGACCCGUUGCUACGUGACUGACCCAAACAAACACAGCAGUGACCUCACCGGACCCCGCAGCCCUCCCAGGGCUGUGGGCAAGGGGCUCAUGGUGCUGUGAGCGCUGUGACUCUGGCUCUGGCCACGCCAUGUAAACAAACUAAAAAUAGAGCUGGUAUGCUUCCCUCCAGAUCGCCGCCCGUUGUGGUUGUUUGAGAUGGGAUCUGUGCCUCUCUCUUCCUCCCCAUGGCUGUACUUCAGUAUCCAGGCCACGCGGUUGUGUGGUUCUUGCAGGCUGCGGACUCUGACCCCUGAGCCGUAAUGGGAGGAGGAUGCGGAACAGCCUGGUCCCUACGCACACACACUCAAAACUUUAAGCUUCUGGAGGCUGGCAGUGAUGAGGAGCGCAAAUUAAAUGUGAGCCUGAGCGAGAGCUUUUUCAUGGUGAAAGGAGCAGCCCUCUUCUUGCAACAAGGAAACAGCUCCCAGGGCCAGCGAAGUCUCCAGCACCCUCACAAGCAUGCAGGUGAUUUGCCUCAGCACCUCCAGGUGAUGAUCAACCUCCUUCGCUGUGAGGAUAGAAUCAAACUGGCUGUCCGUUUGGAAAGCGUGUGGACAGACAGAGUCCGGUACAUGGUGGUUGUGUACAGCAACGGGCGACAGGACACAGAAGAGAAUAUUUUGCUGGGUGUGGAUUUUUCCAGCAAGGAGAGUAAAAGCUGCACUAUAGGAAUGGUUCUUCGUCUGUGGAGCGAUACUAAGAUCCAUCUUGAUGGCGAUGGUGGCUUCAGUGUGAGCACUGCUGGGAGAAUGCACAUCUUCAAGCCAGUGUCAGUGCAAGCCAUGUGGUCUGCUCUACAGAUCCUCCAUAAAGCCUGUGAGGUUGCAAGAAGGUACAACUACUUCCCAGGUGGGAUGGCCUUGGUCUGGGCCACGUACUAUGAAAGCUGCAUCAGCUCUGACCAGAGCUGCAUCAACGAGUGGAAUGCCAUGCAGGACCUGGAGUCCACCCGCCCUGACUCUCCAGCUCUGUUUGUUGACAAGCCAACUGAAAGGGAACGGACAGAACGCCUCAUUAAAGCCAAGCUCCGGAGCAUCAUGAUGAGCAAAGACCUGGAAAAUGUGACUUCAAAGGAGAUCCGGAAUGAGCUGGAGAAACACAUGAAUUGCAACUUGAAAGAAUUCAAGGAAUUCAUAGACAAUGAAAUGCUGCUUAUCCUUGGUCAGAUGGACAAACCCUCUCUGAUUUUUGAUCACUUGUAUCUGGGGUCAGAGUGGAAUGCCUCUAACCUGGAGGAGCUGCAGGGCUCGGGCAUUGACUACAUUUUGAACGUGACCAGGGAAAUAGAUAACUUUUUCCCUGGCUUGUUUGCCUAUCACAACAUCCGGGUGUACGACGAGGAGACGACUGACCUCCUGGCUCACUGGAACGAGGCAUAUCAUUUCAUAAACAAGGCCAAGAAGAAUCACUCCAAGUGCCUGGUGCACUGCAAAAUGGGCGUGAGCCGGUCUGCGUCCACCGUGAUAGCUUAUGCAAUGAAGGAGUUUGGCUGGUCACUGGAGAAGGCCUAUAAUUACGUGAAGCAGAAACGCAGCAUUGCAAGGCCAAAUGCAGGCUUCAUGAGACAGCUCCUGGAAUAUGAAGGCAUUUUAGAUGCAAGCAAGCAACGCCACAACAAGCUGUGGAAGCAGCAGGCAGAGAGCAACCUCCCCCAGAGCACAGACGGCACUGCAGGGUCGGGUGACUUCUUACUUGAGAGCUUGGACAUCGACCUCGAAAACCGGCUGGCUGACCUGGACACCCCGUCGCAGUCGGCGUACCUGGACAACCGAGCUGGCACGGAGCUGCCCAUAGGCUUCAAUUACUGUUUCCGCCGCCUCUCGGACACGCUGCUGGAGAACAAGGUGCCUGGGGACAGGGAGAGCUUUUGCCACGUGGAGGAGCUGGAGCGGGAUGCGCUCACGGAGCGCGCGGCCUCGCUGGCGAGGCAGCCUCCAGCCGUGCCUCCGGAGAUGGCCAAAGGCCUGGAGCCAGCGGAGCCACUGGCAGAACUGAGCAGCUUCUGUGAGAAGGAGGUGAAGAAGAAACGGGACUUCAGCCCCCGGAAGGCGAGAAUGGUGCUGGGCACCAGGGAACCGGGGGAGGACGGUAUCAGGGAGGAAAACCCCAUGGAGAAGUGGAAGCGGCGGUUGUCCGUGCACAAGGAGGAGAGCAGGCUUAAUAGGGAGAACCUGAAUAACAACAACAGCAAAAGGAGUUGCCCAGAGGAUUUUGAGCAUGACGCAGUGUUUGGGAUCCUCAGUAAAGUCAAGCCUUCCUACCAGUCCUGUGCUGAGUGCAUGUACUCAUCGGGCAGCCUGGCUCCGGACUCCUUUGGGGAGCAGUGUGAGAAGCUGAACCCCAGCUCCGCGCACCGCAGCUCCACCAUCUGCACGCAGCCAGCCCUCCUCUCCCACCUCCCCUCCUUGGGGGAGCACCUGCCCAGCAGGGCACGCAUGGAGGAGGGAAUUGGGACUAGAAACACUGAGGCACUGCUUCCCCUGUCAGCAGGAGGCGGUGCUUUGGAAGCUGGUAAUUGCAAAUCCGUGGUUGCUCAUCAGUGCGGCUUUUCAGAGAAAGGAAAAGACGUGCCAGAAAUCCCUGUCAGAACGCUGCAGCCCAGGAGAAACUCACACUGUGACAAGAGCCUCCUUAGCACAGAAGUGGUGAAGGAAGAAUCUCUGGCCAGAAAAGAUAGCAAACCUACCAAGGACCUGAAGUACUUGUUGUUCAGUAAAGACUUGGAAAAGCCAAGUGCUAACAGUUACUUGAUGCAGCAUCAGGAGUCCCUUAUCCAGUUGCAGAAGGCAGGCUUGGUUAGGAAGCACACCAAAGAGCUGGAGCGGCUGAGGAGCCUGCCCUCGGACACCUCGGUGCUGCUCCGAGAGAGCGCCCUGGGCAGGGCCGAGCCCAGCAUCGCAGAGGAAGGUGAGGAGCUGGUUCCGCAUCCCGGCCUCGUGCCCCUGCUGAGGCCUUCGCCGCCUGUACCCGGAGAUGCUGAAAGCGACCUGGAGAAGCUGGAGGUCAAACGCGUGCUGGAGGGGAUCUCUCAGAAAACCUCCACCCCCGUGGUGUGCAGGCUGGAGCACACCAGCAGCUUCACCAAGGACUUCCUGAAGACCAUCAGCUACACCCCCUCGUCCUCCCGCAGCUCCAACCUGACGCGCAGCUCCAGCAGCGACAGCAUCCACAGCGUGCGCGGCAAGCCCGGCCUGGUGAAGCAGCGGACUCAGGAGAUCGAGACCCGGCUGCGGCUGGCCGGCUUGACUGUCUCUUCCCCGUUGAAGAGGUCCAAUUCUCUCGCCAAGCUGGGCUGUCUUAACCUGUCCUCCGAGGACCUGUCCAGCGACAUGGACGUGUCGACCAUCACGGGCUCCAAGGAGGCCGUUUCCAGCGAGUCUUCCGGGCUCUGUGAGCCACCCUCUGCCCCAAGGAGCGCGGAUGUUGGCUCCAAGCUGUCAGCCAAGCCGGCCCUUGGGAACACGAAGACUCCGCUUUGGCUUGGCAAAAGUUGA